ACCAGCCAUCUGCCUGUACGCUUGUCUUCUCUUACUCUUAUUAUUAUCUUUUCUCUCUCUAUCUUUAAUUUUUUAUUCAGUCAAAGUGUGCGAUUGGUCGUUCAUCAUCGUGGUUGACAGCUAACUCUACUGAUAAAUCAUUGCUUUCACACUGGAUUUUCUUUCUUUGUUCACGGGCUCAAGCUUUCUCUGCUUUGUUUUUGUCGGGCGUUUGGAGUUUGGUUUCUAUACUUCUCUAAUCUUUGGCAUCUGGGGGCUGGUCAGAAGAGUGAAGAGCACUGAGCUUUGAGCUUUGAGCUUUGAGCUUUUUGUUAAUGGGUUCGUGCUUUAGUGUAAGAAUUAAAGCUGAGAGUCCUCUUCACCAUGGGGCAGAUCCAAAAUAUGGUGGCAAAGGUGCAUAUGAUGCGAGUGGAUCUAGCAGAGUAUUGACUGUCACAGUGCCUUCAACUCCUCGGACAGAGGGUGAGAUCUUGCAGUCUUCCAAUUUGAAGAGCUUUAGCUAUAGUGAACUAAAGGCAGCAACCAGGAACUUCCGUCCGGAUAGUGUGCUGGGUGAAGGAGGAUUUGGUUGUGUUUACAAAGGAUGGAUUGAUGAGCACUCUCUAACACCUGGCAAGCCUGGAACAGGCAUGAUCGUUGCUGUGAAGAGGCUUAACCAAGAGAGUUUCCAGGGUCACCAGGAAUGGCUGACCGAAAUCAACUUUCUCGGGCAGCUUUAUCAUCCGAAUCUUGUGAAAUUGAUUGGAUACUGUUUAGAAGAUGACCAUCGGCUUCUGGUUUAUGAAUUUAUGCCAAAGGGCAGCUUGGAGAAUCACCUUUUUAGAAGGGCUUCUUAUGUUGAACCACUCUCUUGGAUCCUCCGAAUUAAGAUUGCCCUUGAUGCUGCUAAGGGUCUAUCAUUUCUUCAUAGUGAUAAGGCCAAAGUGAUAUAUCGAGACCUUAAGGCCUCUAAUAUCCUGCUUGAUUCAAACUAUAAUGCCAAACUCUCUGAUUUUGGGUUGGCCAAGGAUGGGCCAACUGGUAGUAAAAGCCAUGUUUCGACCCGAGUAAUGGGUACCUAUGGGUAUGCAGCACCAGAGUAUAUGGCCACAGGUCAUCUAACUAAGAAGAGUGACAUAUACAGUUUCGGGGUUGUUCUUCUUGAAAUUUUAUCUGGCAGGCGAGCCAUAGACAAAAGCAAGCCUACCAGAGAACAAAAUUUAGUUGACUGGGCAAGGCAUUAUCUUGGCAGCAAACGCAAAGUUUUCCAAGUUAUGGAUGCACGACUUGAAGGCCAGUAUUCAUUAAAAGAUGCACUAAAAGCAGCUAAUCUUGCAGUCCAGUGCCUAUCAACAGAGCCAAGGUUUAGGCCUAAUGUGGAAGAAGUGGUAAAAGAAUUGGAACAAUUGCUUGAGUCCAAUGACAAUAAGGGAUCCAGGGGCUCUCAAAGUGAAAACCCCCGAAAAUUUAAUCGAAAUUCAAGCAAUGGUCCUAAAUAUCGAAGGAGAAAUGCCAAGGAAAUUUCUGAUGGAAAAGCUGCCAGUUAUCCAAGGCCAUCUGCUUCUCCUCUUCAUACAUAAGAGAGUAAAUUUUGUGCUCCUUUACUACUCAUCUAUCUGAAGAAUUACACAUUGCAUCGUACGAGUACACGCAGUAUGUAACAUAACAAUCUGUUGUAUAGUUCUUCAAUUCCGUAACAUCUAAAUUUGACAUUUCUUUGAUGUAUUUUCAUUUUGGCAUUUGGUGGUGAUAAACAUGGAACUUCUGUAAUUGUCAACAAACUUGUUAGCAGCACAAUUUGAGGGAUGAGGUGCCUCUGCACGCUGAUAAUUAAUAUCAUAAAUGUAUAUGACAGAAUUAUCAGGGUUCUUAAUC
Molecule: messenger RNA, 1854 nt
Organism: Hevea brasiliensis (rubber tree)
Lineage: Eukaryota; Viridiplantae; Streptophyta; Magnoliopsida; Malpighiales; Euphorbiaceae
Product: receptor-like cytoplasmic kinase 176
Exons: 6
Coding region: 315-1559 (414 amino acids)
Biological process (GO): protein phosphorylation
Molecular function (GO): protein kinase activity; ATP binding
Source: RefSeq, a predicted model, not a curated record